This is a messenger RNA of Rhineura floridana, 5251 nucleotides long. It is a transcript of the gene GZF1, whose product is annotated as GDNF inducible zinc finger protein 1. Lineage: Eukaryota; Metazoa; Chordata; Lepidosauria; Squamata; Rhineuridae. The coding region runs from base 168 to 2420 and encodes 750 amino acids. The transcript has 7 exons. Gene Ontology annotation, molecular function: protein binding. Gene Ontology annotation, biological process: regulation of immune system process; regulation of cytokine production; negative regulation of transcription by RNA polymerase II. The record is from RefSeq and is a predicted model, not a curated record.
GUGUGUGUAAGAGAGAGAGAGUUGGGAGGCAAGAAGUGGCGAGCCACCCCACGUUAGUUUGGGAUGUUGCAAGGAAGAAGAUGGGCGCCACCUGAGGGUCUCUCGGACGUGGGGCGGCAGUGCUUGGAGACUGGGUGGGGUGGUGAUCGUGAUCCCCAUGUUCGUAUAUGAUGCUGGAAGGAAGAGGGUGGGUGUUAGGUUCAUCUGAGAUCAGAUGUGCUCAGUUUUCCAUGGGCUGCUGGUGGCCUACAAGACCCAUUCAGUUGGUCUGCAGAAAGUUUUUAGAAAGGAAGAAGAUGGACAGUAAUGCUGUUCUCUUGGAAUCUAAAUCCUCGCCAAUCAACCUUCUGAAUGAAAUGCACCAGCUGCGUCUCCUAGGCCACCUUUGUGAUGUGACUGUAAGUGUGGAAUAUCAAGGUGUCAGGGCAGAGUUUGUUGCUCAUAAAGCUGUCCUGGCAGCAACAAGCAAGUUUUUUAAAGAGGUGUUUCUUAAUGAAAAGUGCAUGGAUGGACCAAGGACAAACGUAUUAUUGAACGAAGUCCAGGUAGCUGACUUUGCAUCUUUUCUUGAGUUUGUCUAUACCGCCAAGGUAGAAGUAGAAGAAGAGCGGGUUCAGCGUAUGUUGGAAAUAGCUGAGAAACUAAAGUGCUUGGAUUUGUCAGAAACCUGCUUUCAGCUGAAGAAGCAGAUGCUUGAAUCAGUAUUGUUGGAGUUGCAAAAUUUUUCUGAAUCGCAGGAUGCUGAAGAGGACAGUCUUUCCCAGCCAUGCGGUUUAUUUGAGCCAAAGGCAGUCGUUGACAUACCAAGUGGCAACAUGGACUAUGUUACAAAUUCUCCGCUUGAGAGACCCAGAGACAGAGAGAGCCUUGAGGCUCCCACUGCUAAAUUAAAGGAGAAGUUAGACAAGAAGACAGAAGCCCUGAAGGCUCCUUGUGCCAAAAUCAGGAGGGCCAGUGGAAGACUGGCUGGCAGGAAAGUCUUUGUGGAAAUACCCAAGAAAAAGUAUACAAGGCGCUUGCGAGAGCAGCAAAAGUAUGCCGAAGCCAUUGCUGAAGAAAGCAGGCUCGCCAAAGACCACAGCAUGCAUUGGGAGGAGGAGGAGGAAAAGAUAGGGCAAGCAGCAAACAGUGUGAAACCUGAAAGUAAAGAGUGUGUUGGUACUGAUGAUCUGGAAGGAAGUUUGAAUAAAUCAGAGGAGGAGAAAAAGAACCGUGGUGGUAACUUUACGUGCAGCACCUGUGAGAGAGAAUUCCUGUAUGAGAAGAGCUUUCUGAAACACAUAAGGCACAGGCAUGGGAUUGCAGCUGAAAUUAUUUACCGUUGUGAAACCUGCGGCCAGACUUUUGCCAACCGGUGCAACCUUAAAAGCCACCAACGCCACGUCCACAGCAGCGAGCGACACUUCCCUUGUGAGCUCUGUGGUAAGAAGUUCAAGAGGAAGAAGGACGUCAAGCGGCACAUUCUGCAGGUUCAUGAGGGUGGUGGGGAGCGUCAUCACUGCCUACAAUGUGGAAAGGGUUUGAGCUCCAAAACGGCCUUGAGGCUUCAUGAAAGGACACAUACAGGCGACAAGCCUUAUGGGUGCACAGAGUGUGAGGCUAAGUUUUCUCAGCCUUCGGCACUUAAAACACACAUGAGAAUCCAUACUGGUGAAAAGCCUUUUGUUUGUAGUGAUUGUGGAGCAAGAUUUACACAAAAUCACAUGCUUAUAUAUCAUAAAAGGUGCCACACAGGGGAACGACCUUUCAUGUGUGAAACAUGUGGGAAGAGCUUUGCCUCUAAGGAGUAUUUGAAGCACCACAACCGAAUCCAUACUGGGUCCAAGCCAUUUAAAUGUGAAGUUUGUUUCCGAACGUUUGCACAGAGAAAUUCACUAUAUCAGCAUAUUAAAGUUCAUACAGGUGAGCGUCCCUACUGUUGUGAUCAGUGCGGUAAACAGUUCACCCAGCUCAAUGCCUUGCAACGCCAUCAUCGGAUCCACACAGGGGAGAAACCAUUCAUGUGCAAUGCUUGUGGUCGGACAUUUACUGACAAAUCUACUCUUCGGCGGCACACCUCAAUUCAUGAUAAAAACACACCCUGGAAGUCUUUCCUUGUAGUUGUUGAAGGAGCCUCUAAGAAUGAUGAGGAUCAUAAGAUGGAGCUUCCUGAUGCAGAAUAUGAUGUGGCUCAUUCCAAAAUAUCUGAGAAACUGCUGUCGUUCUCUGAAAAUGGGCACUAUCAAAGUCUGACUGCUAUUCAAGGGAGUGUGACUGCUCUGCAUGAAAAUGAAUCCCCUGCAGUAACGGACUGCAAAUCAGGGGGCACUUCAGGGCCCCCAGAAGCCCCCAUAGCUACAACUUUGCAUGAUCUCACAGUGUUACACACCCAGACUGACUCACUUCAGCCACCUCUUCACACCUUGGUGACUAUAGAAUAGCAUCAGCUGCAAAGAAGAAACCCCAGCUAAGGAUAAUCUAAUUCUUUAGACUGUCUCAGUAUCCAUGAACUGCAAAGGAAUAGUUAAGGGUUACUGUGGAUGAUCUCAACAUCCUGUGUUCUCCCCAAAUCAAUAUUUCUAGAGUUGUCUCUCAACUGAAGAAUUCUAUCUUAUCCCAUUUGUUAAAGAGAAAAUUGUUCUCUUUCAUGUGUUGUCUGUGUAGUUUUGAAGGAGGUUUCAGAUUACACAGUCAGUGCAACAACAGUGACGGCUCACUACUGUUUUAAUCCAGGUUUUUCCUUUCCAUUGGCAGAAUGGUUUGUCUAUAGAUUGUUUUUCAGUUGUCCCUCUGAAAGGAGAGUAAUUCUGGAUUUGUUUAAAACAUCUCUUUAUCAACCUUCAUUCCACAUUGUAUGCAAAUAAAUGUGAAAUCUUAUAGCAGUUUCUCUGGGCCCAAUAUUUAAUGGAAUUUUCAUAUAUAGCUGUUUUAAAAAAUGUAAUCCUCUUGUUAAAACAAAUAUUGGGAAUUGUGUACCCCUUCUCUUUCAAACAGUGAAAUGUUUGGGGAAAUAUUUGAGAAGCUAGGUUUGUUAAAUUGCUGGUGCUCUAUUGCAGUUCAUAUGAUAAAUCUGCACUUGUUCUAAGCUACUUUGAAGUGGUUUCCGCAGAAACACUACUGAGGUUCGUUCAGAAUUUGUGGAGGAAUUUCACAAGCUUUUUCCCUCUGUGAUUCAGCCUUUCUUCUAAGUACCUGGCACUCUGCAAACCACUUGUCCCUUGUCCUCUGGUUUGCCUGUACUCACUGUCUGUUACUGAUCUCUUCGGCCUGUAUUGUAACACACACACACCAUAGCUUCAUGCACAGCUUCACCUUCUGUUAUAGGUACACCCUCACUUGCAUACAUUCCCUGUACAGAGGGGACAUUGAUAAGGCACUGCACUUCUAAACUGUUCUUCAUUCCCCAAAGGGCCUUAAUACUGUUCUCAACCUCUUCUGAUCCCAGUGCUUCACUUAUCAGAGUUGUAUACUGGCCGGGAGAUGCAGCAUUCUGUCACUUUAUAAAUUUCACUGGCAGCAUACCUCUAGAACAAAUUGCUCCAAAAUAAUGACUGAAUUCUCAAAUGAGGGACUGCACCUGCUGUGGUAAGUAUUCUGUUGUGGCUCCCUCUCAUCUCCCUGCCAAUGAAUUUUAUUAACAUUUUGUGUUAAAGCUGGUAAAAUAUUCUUAAUUCAGGUUUCUAGCUCUAGUCUCAUUUUCUGGGUAAAUACUCUUGUUGCUUUUGUAUUUGCUACAAUAUUUGUACCAAAGGCUACAGAAUCUAUUGGAGAAUUCUAGUUACAACCAGACCUGGCAUUCAAAGCAACGGUAAGCAGCCAUUUGAAAGGCAGAGUUGUUUAGAUUUCCAAGUUAAACUGCUAAAGGUUUUCUGAAAUUAUAGUUAAUUGGAGCUUUUGUGGAGAUAGCUGGAAGACAAGGCCUUGUAGUAUAACUAAGGCAAAGCAGCAGCCAAUGUGAAGAAAUGCAGGUCUCUCUUAAAACAUGUUGUUUCUUUGUUGUAGGGGUUACAAAGGUGAAGACUUGUUUUGUUUUUGCUAAAAAUGCAUCAAUACUGUGCCUUCCUAUUUUUAAAUUCAGGGGGGGGAAUCCAAGUGCCAAAUCCAAAUCUUACAAGUCUCGCAUUCCACUGAAUUCCAGAAGAACUUGAACUUGCUAGUCUAACUGUUGAGAAGAAUCUUACUUUAGAGUAAUAUAUCACUCAGCCCACUAAGGUACUGGCACCUCUCAACAUGAAACAUUGCUCUUAAGUGCAAAUUGAAUCUGGUUUUCAACUAUUCUUUCCAUCUAGAGAUAAAAUAAGAUCAAGUGUUUUAGCUUAGUGUUAUUACAGGACAAAGUUUUGUAAAAUACAAUGAGAAUGUUAAAUAGUUCCUUUCAAACUAUGAUUUUACUAUUUUUCAGUUAAUAUAUUCUGAUGCAUCAUUUCUUUCAAAGAAGUGGUCACAAUGGUAAUUAAGGAAGAGUUAAACAGAGCCUGAUAGGGAGCCUUCUCUUGCUCUGGCUUACUUAUAGGAUUGGCCCUGCACCCUUUCAUGAGAGUAGCAUACAAAUGAGUAUGCUCUAAGUAGUGACAAAGUAUUGUUACUUCCAAAGGAAGAUAAUUUUCACAAAAGCAAUCCAAGUGCAUAACAGAAAAUUAUUUUCUCAAGGUAAUGAUAGACUCAGUUUAUCAGUUCAAGGUGCUUUUGGUCAAUUCAAAGUUAAUUUACUUCUGCAGAUCUGGCCCUUGGAAUGUUGCUGUAGGUUUUUGCAAAGUUAUGCUCUGGAUUCAGGCUUUACCUUCUCUAGAACUUUUUUCUUUCAUUCAUUAAAUUCAAAAUCACUUGCAGAAGAAAACAUCUAGGCCACCUUUGAUAAAAGUAUCACAAACAGAUACCUUUUGAGGGUCCUGCUGUCACAUAUUAUUUGCUAAAACACAAUGCGAUAAAAGAUUUGUCCGAGUAUGUAUCACGGGUUAUUUUUUUGUAAACCCCCUUAAUAGGAGUUUGAUGUUACCAUUUACUCCUUGUUUAUUUAAUCAACUAAAAGGGAUCUUUUUAGAAAGAUUGCAGGAGCUUAUAUUUAAAUAUUUAUUUUGUAAGCCAUGUGCUCCUUUUUGGUGAUUGAAUUUUAAUGACCAGUUACAAGAAUUUGUAGUAAAUAUUUAAAUCCUUACGUUAACUGUAGGUAGGGAUUUUUUUAAUUUUUUUGUUUGUAUUCUACAAAGAUGUGAAAGUGGGUUAACUUGUAUGAACUGAUAAGCCCUAUUAAAACAUUUUUAAAAUAGUACAA